Molecule: messenger RNA, 2202 nt
Organism: Odobenus rosmarus divergens (Pacific walrus)
Lineage: Eukaryota; Metazoa; Chordata; Mammalia; Carnivora; Odobenidae
Gene: SLCO6A1
Product: solute carrier organic anion transporter family, member 6A1
Exons: 14
Coding region: 1-2202 (733 amino acids)
Biological process (GO): sodium-independent organic anion transport; transmembrane transport
Cellular component (GO): membrane
Molecular function (GO): protein binding
Source: RefSeq, a predicted model, not a curated record
AUGCCAGACGCCCUAGCGGAAGUGGAGCCAAAGGCUGCCCAUCUCCAGGUUGCUGAAAAUACUUUGACCACCGAGGCGGAGAAGGGCAAGAAAAAACCCCGGUUUAUGAAGACGGUUCCCGUUAGCCUGAUCAAGUUCCACGCUUUUCAAAAAACAGAAAAAGGUCAGGCUGGGGCCACACCCCCUGUCGUGAAGAAGACAAAAGAAAAUUUGGAGGGGCCCUGGGGCUUGGGCCGUAUAGUUUUUCCCGGGUGUCAGCGGUUCAACAACAUCCAUUGCUUCCUGGUUUUCUACUGCCUCCUGAUCACCUCUCAAGGUGUUGUGUUUGGUCUCAUAGAUCUGAGCAUUGACACUUUUGGGAAGGACAAUCAUCUGAACGACAUGGGGAAUUUAUUGUUGUCUUUGACUUAUGAUAUUUCAUCUUGCCUGAUAGUAGUGUUUAUAUCAUACUAUGGAGGGAAAGGAAACAUACCAAGAUGGAUUACAUUUUCCUCCUUUUUAGUAGGAUUUGGAUCACUUUUAUUUGCUUUUCCAUACUUUAGUGGUGGAGAUCAUAAAGCAAGUGUAGUCACUGGAGAUAUUUGCCAAGAAAUGAAGACUAACAAGGUUUGCAAUAAAGCGGUACCAUCAUUCCAAACAAAAUUUAUAUCUUCCUUCAUCCUGGGGCAGAUUCUGCAGGGAGUAGCAGGAAUGCCUCUUUAUAUCCUUGGAGCAGUCUUUAUUGACAACAGUGUUACCACACACUCAGCUGGUAUUUAUCUAGGCAUAGUGGAAGCUUCAGUAGUACUCGGAUAUUCUUUGAGUUAUGUGAUAGCAGCAACCCUUAUUAAGGGCUCUGAGAACAGAACUUCUGGAACUAGUACUACAUUGAACAACAGUGACAGUGAUGUGAUUCAAAGCUGGCUGCAGCAUUGGUGGAUUUAUUUUGGUUUGGUUUCACUUAUUGCAUGGUCUACAUUAAUACCAUUGUCAUGCUUCCCACACAGUGUACGAGGUACAGCAAAGAUAAAAGCUGAGAAGCGUAAACAUCCUCAUCCAUUUGAUGGAAAGAUUAAAGAUCAGGAAUUUGGAAUUAGUAUCAAGGAUUUAUUUGCUACUAUUUGGGUUCUGUUGAAGAAUCCAAUAUUUACAUGCCUAGCUCUGACCAAAGCUUCAGAAUCUUUAGUUUUUAUUGGAGCUUCUGAAUAUUUGCCUAUAUAUAUAGAAAAUCAGUUUUUAUUAACACACUCUACAGCAACUAAAAUUGCAGGAUUUGUUUUGCUUCCAGGAGGUGGACUUGGCCAGCUUCUGGGAGGUGUCAUUGUUUCCACGUUACACAUGUCUUGUAAAGCCCUUAUGAGAUUUAUAAUGGUUACAUCUGUUAUAUCACUUAUAUUCUUUGGGUUUGUAAUUUUUGUACACUGUGAUCCAGUACCACUUGCUGGGAUCAAUGAAGAUUAUGACGGAACAGGACAGUUGGGAAACCUGACAGCUCCUUGCAAUUCUCACUGUAGAUGCUCAUCUUCGUUUUAUUCUGCUAUCUGUGGAAGAGAUAAUACUGGAUAUUUUUCUCCUUGCUUUGCAGGCUGUACACAAUCCAAAACAUUAAAUGGCCGCCAGGCAUACUACAAUUGUUCUUGUAUCCAAGCAGGAUUAGCAACCUCAGAUGGUCAAGGUGAUUUUAUUGAUGCUAGACCUGGGGUGUGUGAUACAAAGUGCUAUAAAUUGCCUUUGUUCAUUGCUUUUAUCUUCUCUACAAUUUUAUUUUCUGUUUUUUCUGGUAUACCAUGCACCCUGACCAUCCUUCGGAUUGUAUCAGACAAUCAACGUUCUUUGGCCCUGGGUUUGACAUAUGUGAUUUUGAGAAUAUUCGGGACGAUACCUGGACCAAUACUUUUUAAAAUGUUAGGAGAAACUUUUUGUAUCUUUCGGGAGACUGAAUACUGUGGAAAAAAAGGAAAUUGUUGGAUCUAUAAUAAGAUGAAAAUGGCUUACCUUAUGGUAGGAAUAUCUGGCGGCGUCCGGGCCGGGCCGCACACCCGCGCCCCGCAGUCCAGUAGACCCCCGCGGCAACAGGUGAGGCGCGGCCGAGCGCCAAUCACACCGCCAGCGGGCCCGGCGUCCGCGCUCCGCGCUCUAGGCGGCGGCAAACUCGAAGAGGAGGGUCCCCGGCGGCUGCGCGGCGGCGGCGGAGGCGGCGGCGGCGGCGGCGCGGCGCUUUAG